Messenger RNA from Blastocystis hominis, 408 nucleotides. RefSeq lists its product as hypothetical. Bases 1 to 408 code for a protein of 135 amino acids. Gene Ontology annotation, molecular function: protein serine/threonine kinase activity; ATP binding. NCBI's taxonomy places the organism in Eukaryota, Bigyra, Opalinata, Blastocystidae. The transcript has 5 exons. The record is from RefSeq and is a predicted model, not a curated record. Gene Ontology annotation, biological process: intracellular signal transduction; peptidyl-serine phosphorylation.
AUGGAGAGCCAACGGUCGCAUAAGAUAGGACUUGACAGCUUUAUAAUUGGGGAACAAUUGGGAGAAGGCGCGUACUCCAAAGUGUAUAUCUGCAAAAAGAAAGACGAUAACCAGCUGUACGCUGUGAAGAUCGUUAACAAGAACUUUAUCCAAAAGGAAGGAAAAGUCAGGUCCGUAAUGGCCGAACGUGACGCAUUGCUCCGUUUUAAGCAUCCGUUCUUCACCCGACUUCACUACUCUUUUCAAGACCCCGAGAAUCUUUAUUUCGUCGUUCAGUAUUGCUCAGGAGGGGAUUUAGCAACGAUGAUCAAGUCGUUCUUCCCUUUUUUUUUCUAUCUCCAAGAGACUAUCGGAACAAGGGACAGCGCUGCCCCCUUCCCAUCGUCCAGUUUUACGCCGCGGAAGUAA